GAUUUCGGGUUUCGGGUAAAAUCCGGUUAGAGGAUGCGGUGCGGUCUUUCUCAAUUCUCUCUCUAACUCAAAACUGGAAGUCGUAAGCCUCAACUCUGGUGCGCCGUUUUGGGGAAUUCAUUUUCCUUUCUCACAGAGUUUGCGCCAACUGGACCAAAUUAACAACUUUCUCUUCUUCCUCUUUCCCUCCAAUCCAAUAACACCAAACAGAACCCUAGAAAGGGUUUCCUCCCCCCAAUUCACUUUCCCUCUUUCCUUUCAAAUCUCUGAUUAACAAGAAAAAAGCUUCUGCCUUUCGACCUUAAUAGCUAUUAUCCCACUCCAUUACGCUGUCCUUUUUUCGGUUACCUUCCGCUCACUUCUUGCCUCUUAAAUUGCUCAGCUCAUCAUUGUUCCUCUGCCACCACAUUUUGCCAAAUUUCAUGCGGCGCUUUCCCAUCGGAAGCUUGAAUUUUGGGGGGCUUUUGGUUUGAGAUUGAUUCGUGUUCUGGGUUUUUGAGUGUUUAUAUUUGAUAAAUCAAGGUGUGUUAGGGUUUUCUUUUUCUUGUUUUGGGUGGAGCUGGGUGGUGAGGAAGCAGUUUUAAGGUGGGAUGAGUAGUGUAUUCACUGAGACGAUACUUGCAGACAAGCUAUCCAAGCUCAACAGCACCCAACAGUGUAUUGAAACUUUAUCGCAUUGGUGUAUAUUUCAUCGGGCCAAAGCAGAACAGGUUGUCAAAACAUGGGAGAAGCAAUUCCACAGCUCACAGAUAACAGAGAAAGUUCCUCUCUUGUAUCUUGCAAAUGACAUCCUACAGAACAGCAAGCGCAAUGGAAAUGAAUUUGUCUCUGAGUUUUGGAAGGUUCUUCCAGCUGCACUCAAGGAUCUUCUUGGCAAAGGCGAUGAACGUGGAAAGAGUGUGGUCUCCAGAUUGGUUGCUAUAUGGGAAGAAAGAAGAGUAUUUGGAUCUCGUGCAAAGAGCCUCAAAGAAGUUAUGCUAGGGGAAGAAGCACCUCCGCCCUUGGUGUUCAGCAGUAAGAAACGCACACGUUCUGUUAAAAUUGUAAAAAGGGAUUCUCGUUCCAUUAGAACGAAACUUUCUAUUGGAGGUUCUGCUGAAAAGAUAGUUUCAGCAUUACACUUGGUGCUCAGUGAGCAACCCAAUGAAGAUGCAGAGAUGAGUAAGUGCAAGUCUGCAGUCAGUCGUAUAAGGAGGUUGGAGAAAGAUGUUGAAGUUGUCUGUACUAGUACGAAGGAUCCAAAGCGAAAAACAUUUGCCAAGGAACUUGAGGAGGAAGAAAAUAUUUUGAAGCAGUGUAUUGAGAAACUGAAGUCAGUGGAAGCAAGUAGAGUAGCCCUUGUAUCACAGUUGAAAGAUGCUUUGCAUGAGCAGGAAUCGGAACUAGAAAAUGUUCGAACACAAAUGCAGGUAGCACAUGCACAGGCAGAGGAAGCCAGCAACAUGCGAAAAAGGCUGGAGGAUGAAGAUUAUGUAUCAAAACCAUCAAAUGCUACCCCCUCUCCUGCUGAUGCAAGUGCAGCUUCAGGACAAACACGUAAGAAGUCAGCUGCAGCUAUUGCAGCUGAGGUUGCAGAUAAGCUUGCAGCUUCAAGCUCCUCUCAAUUAAUUAUGAGCUCUGUUCUCUCUACGUUUGCUGCCGAAGAGGCCAAGAAAGCUAAUCUCACAAAGGCUUCCACACCGUCAAGAGCAUUUACAUCCGGGCCCACAAGCUCUAGUGUGGAUUCAGCUUCUAAACUAGAAAAACCCGUGUCAGUCUCAGAUCCUAAUAUGUAUGUGUCAGCACAGCCGCUGACUGCGCCCCCUCCAAAUCAUUCAUACCAGUCAGUUUUGGUUCCCCAAUCAACAAUGCAGAACCAAGCCUCAAACUCUCAGGGUCAAUAUCACAUGGUUGCAAACCCAGGUUCCCAACAGUAUAUGCAGCCAUCUGGAGGGGUCAUGGUCCCAUACGGUUAUAAUAACAUUCCACCCUUGCCCCCAGGACCCCCUCCUCCCCCACCGCCGCAUAUGGUGAGUCCAAUGGUGCCUCUUAAUCAGCAGCCAUUACAAAUGACUCAGCAGCAACAGAUGGCGAUGGCUCAGGCACCGCCAAUAACGCAGCAACAAGCUAUGCUUUUAACACAGCAACCCCCAUCAACUCCUAGUUUCCGGCCACUUCAACCCCCGGGGAUUUUGUACUAUGGUCACCCUCAUCAUUCUCAGUUACACUAAUUCAACUUUUUAGACGACGGUAGGUAAGAUCAGUUUGAUCUUGUUUUUAACCUUUUGAUAUGAAGCAGUUUGUCGCGGUGAAAAUUUUGUUUUGUUAUUAUUAUUAUUUUUUUAUUAUUAUUAUAAUGAGAUAUAAGUUAAGAGGUUAGAAUAAUGUGAAUGCGUACCUCUAAUUUGUGUUUUUGUUGCA
Molecule: messenger RNA, 2400 nt
Organism: Cannabis sativa
Lineage: Eukaryota; Viridiplantae; Streptophyta; Magnoliopsida; Rosales; Cannabaceae
Exons: 7
Coding region: 591-2210 (539 amino acids)
Biological process (GO): mRNA 3'-end processing
Cellular component (GO): RNA polymerase II, holoenzyme
Molecular function (GO): RNA polymerase II complex binding
Source: RefSeq, a predicted model, not a curated record